GAUCCGUAUCAGAUGUUGGAAACGACAUAUUGUUCCAAGGCUGCCCAAGCUAUGUAUACAUGGUCACACAUUCACCUUCGCCUGCAUCUGAUCCAUAAAGAACAUAGUAUCAAAUCAGAUAAUUGUUUGCAGAGGGAUACACAAGCAUAUCUUGUGCAUUCUGUAAUCUAUUAA
Funneliformis geosporum is the source of this 174-nucleotide messenger RNA. NCBI's taxonomy places the organism in Eukaryota, Fungi, Glomeromycota, Glomeromycetes, Glomerales, Glomeraceae. The record is from the annotation of a GenBank genome assembly.